This is a messenger RNA of Knipowitschia caucasica, 1125 nucleotides long. The record is from the annotation of a GenBank genome assembly. Lineage: Eukaryota; Metazoa; Chordata; Actinopteri; Gobiiformes; Gobiidae.
AUGUGGUUACGUCUUCAAAGCGUGUGUUUGAGAAAGCUGACAGUGCGUCCAGGUUACGUGUCUGGUGUGUUUGACGCGCGGCUGAGGAGAAGUGUCAGUCACUCAGCCUCAAGAGCAGCCACCUGCAAAGCUCUGCAGUACAACAAGCACGGAGAGCCGGCCCAAGUCAUCCACUUGGUGGAUGUCGACUAUGGACCCGUCGGUGCGAAGGAAGUCCUUGUAAAGAUUCUAGCGGCCCCCGUCAAUCCCUCUGAUGUGAACAUGAUCCAGGGCACAUACGCCAUCCUCCCUGACCUGCCAGCGACCGGAGGAAACGAGGGGGUCGGCGAGGUCUCUGAGGUGGGCUGCGGAGUGACGUCUUUGAAGCCUGGGGACUGGGUUAUCCCUAAAGACGCAGGUUUAGGUACUUGGAGAACAGCUGCUGUGUUUUCUGAGGAUGAUGUCGUCUCACUCCCCAACGACCUCCCCCUAUUGGCUGCGGCCACUUUGGGAGUAAACCCCUGCACAGCCUACAGGAUGCUGGCUGAUUUUGAAGACCUGAAGCCUGGAGAUACAGUUAUACAAAAUGCAGCUAACAGCGGAGUGGGACAGGCCGUGAUACAGAUUGCUGCUGCUCGAGGAAUUAGCACUAUUAACGUAAUCCGAGACAGGCCAGAGUUCACUCAGCUCAGUGAUAGACUGAAGGCUAUUGGAGCGACUCGUGUGAUCAAAGAAGAGGCGCUGAGAAAGCCUGAUAUGAAGGAGCUUUUUAAAACUUGUCCGAGGCCUAAACUGGCUCUAAAUGGUGUUGGUGGCAAGAGUGCAACAGAAUUGCUUCGGCAUCUACAGGUUGGAGGAUCUAUGGUAACGUAUGGAGGGAUGGCCAAGCAACCAGUUACAAUUCCUGUGAGUGCUCUUAUUUUCAAGGAUGUGAAGGUUCGAGGAUUCUGGGUCACACAAUGGAAGAGGAAUCAGUCUCAUGACGGCCGAGCCUUCAGGAGCAUGAUCGAUGAUUUAUGUUCCCUCAUCAAGCAGAAGAAGCUGGCUGCUCCGGCUUGCAACGAGGUGCAUUUUGAGGAAUACAUCAAGGCUUUGAAUGCUGCAAUGCAACCGUUCACGUCUUCUAAGAAUGUUCUUAUAAUGUAA